UCAUGCACACCGGCCACCGCAGCUCAUCCUUAUUGGUCUCGUUAGGGUUUUAGGAGGGGCCACUCGACAUGGAGGCUCUCCGCCGGAUCACCCGCCGUCCUAUUCGGCGCCGCUUCCUCUCCUCCCAAGCCUUCGAUCCGCCGCCGGCCGCCCCUCGCCGCCGUGUCGUGGUUACAGGUCUGGGGAUGGUCACCCCGCUUGGGUGCGGCGUGGGGGAGACGUGGCGGCGGCUGGUGGAUGAACGGUGCGGCGUGCGGGCGCUCACGCCCGCUGAUCUCAGAAUGGACGGCUUCGAUGAGGCCACGGUGAUGCACACCUACGACCAGCUGACGGCCAAGGUGGCGGCCAUCGUGCCGUGCGGAAAAGGGGAAGGGAAGUUCGACGAGGAGCAGUGGCUGCAGUCCAAGGACCAUAGGUCCACAUCAAGAUUUAUUGCUUAUGCGCUCUGUUCAACCGAGGAGGCUCUCAGAGAUGCAAACUGGUUACCAACUGAACCAGAAAAGAAGGAAAGAACGGGUGUUUCCAUUGGCGGUGGGAUAGGAAGCAUCUCCGACAUUUUAGAUGCAGCUCAGCUGAUAUGUGAUAAGCGUUUACGUCGGCUUAGCCCAUUCUUCAUCCCUAGAAUACUGAUCAACAUGGCAUCUGGUCAUGUCAGCAUGAAAUAUGGAUUCCAGGGCCCAAAUCAUGCUGCUGUUACAGCUUGUGCAACUGGAGCUCAUUCCAUUGGUGAUGCAACAAGGAUGAUUCAGUUUGGAGAUGCGGAUGUUAUGGUCGCCGGAGGAACAGAGUCCAGUAUCGAUGCUUUGUCAAUAGCUGGAUUUUGUAGGUCAAGAGCACUGGCUACAAAGUAUAACCUUCUACCACAAGUAUCUUCUCGACCAUUUGAUUGUGACAGAGAUGGAUUUGUGAUAGGUGAAGGAUCUGGCGUGAUGGUGUUGGAGGAACUGAAUCAUGCUAAGGAGCGAGGAGCAAAAAUUUAUGCAGAAGUUCGAGGCUAUGGGAUGUCAGGUGAUGCAUAUCACAUAACUCAACCACACAUUGAUGGGAAGGGUGCUAUUUUAGCUAUGACACGUGCACUCGAGCAGGUAUUGCUACACCUGUUUGUACUCAACUUGUCAAUUAAGUCAGAAUUUAGGAUA
This is a messenger RNA of Musa acuminata subsp. malaccensis (wild Malaysian banana), 1139 nucleotides long. Lineage: Eukaryota; Viridiplantae; Streptophyta; Magnoliopsida; Zingiberales; Musaceae. The record is from RefSeq and is a predicted model, not a curated record.